Molecule: messenger RNA, 1077 nt
Organism: Colletotrichum phormii
Lineage: Eukaryota; Fungi; Ascomycota; Sordariomycetes; Glomerellales; Glomerellaceae
Product: Alpha/Beta hydrolase protein
Exons: 4
Coding region: 1-1077 (358 amino acids)
Molecular function (GO): hydrolase activity
Source: RefSeq, a predicted model, not a curated record
AUGGCACCGCGAACUCGUGAAGAACUCCUCGCCUACGGCAUUGUCGACCCUCUAAUCGAAGCCGAACUCGCCACCCGACCUCUCCGGGACCCACAGCGCGGAGACCCUUACUUUGGACGAAAUGACUUCUUCGCUAUGAGAGAACACCGAGCGGCGCGGUUGCGUGAGUCCCAUCACCUGCGCUACCUCCCCGGCCCCAUCCCGGACCGGGUCCGCGAGGAAGACUGCAAAGUCACCAUUAGAGACGGCCAUGCAAUCACUGUUCGGAUCUACACACCUGAAAAGACCCCGUCUGAAGGCAGCCCGCUCAUUGUCAUGUAUCAUGAGGGUGGAUGGUGCAUGGGUGAUCUUUCUGAUGAAGAGGUCAACUGUCGCCUGUUCAGUAGGGAUCUCGGUGCAGUCUGCGUCAACAUCGAGUAUCGGCUCGCUCCUGAGUUUCCCUUCCCGGCUGGCGUCAACGACAGCUGGGAUGCUUUGCAAUGGGUAGCUAGGAACGCAACCGAACUAGGCGCACACCCAUCUCAAGGCUUCAUUAUUGGCGGCGGCUCUGCCGGCGGUAAUAUCACAGCCGUCCUCGCCCACCUUGCCCGCGAUAACAGUCUCUCCCCGCCGCUCACUGGGCAAUAUCUAUGCGUCCCAGCCAUCAUGUGCCUCGCGCCCCCCGAAUCCUUGCCUGAGCAAUACCGUCCCGAGUAUCUUAGCCACCCCGCCGUCACGCCGUGCAAAGACCCGGUCAUUGGCACCACCGUCGGCGAUGGGGAAGCUGCACUGCGUGCUAUUAUUCAGCCCGACCUGGAGAGUCCUCUAUUCAUUCCGUUCCACUAUGGAAAGAUCGGUCAAGGUCACAGGGGAUUGCCACCCGCAUACUUCCAGCUGGCUGGGUUGGAUCCUUUCCGAGACGAGGGCCUCAUUUAUGAGCGGGUGCUGAGAGAAGAAGCUGGUAUCAAGACGAAGCUUGAUAUCUACACUGGACUUCCUCAUUACUUUUGGACCAAUUGGCCACUCCUGGAGAAGAGCAAGACAUUCGUGGAAGACACAAUCAAGGGUGUCCAAUGGCUGUUAGAACAGAAGAAGUAG